CAUUUCAUGAAGUAGGAAGUUAUGAUACCUUCAUGCAGAAAUACAUGGAAGCAAUUCCAUCCAAUGUCUCCUAUGGGAAUACUACGAUUGAUGCAAGCUGCUACACUCCUCGGAAGGAUUCCUUUCACAUCUUCCGAGAUGCUGUCACCGGAGACCUGCCAUGGCCAGGGCUCAUCUUUGGUUUGACCAUCCUUGCUUUGUGGUACUGGUGCACAGAUCAGGUCAUUGUCCAAAGAUGUCUCUCUGGCAAGAACAUGUCCCAUGUGAAGGCUGGUUGUAUCACGUGCGGAUACCUGAAACUUUUGCCCAUGUUUAUUAUAGUGAUGCCUGGAAUGAUCAGCCGAAUUUUGUAUACCGACGUGGUGGCUUGUGUGGUGCCUGAAGUCUGCAGGCAGUACUGUGGCACCUCGGUUGGCUGUACAAAUAUUGCUUAUCCGAAAAUGGUAGUUGAGCUUAUGCCAAAUGGUCUGCGGGGUCUGAUGUUGUCAGUCAUGCUGGCCUCCCUUAUGAGCUCCCUGACUUCCAUUUUUAACAGUGCCAGUACCUUGUUCACUAUGGACAUUUACACCAAAAUUCGAUCACGACCAUCUGAGAAAGAGCUUAUGUUAGCUGGAAGGGCUUUUAUGUUACUUUUAAUUGGCAUCAGCAUUGCCUGGGUUCCUGUGGUGCAGUCAGCUCAAAGUGGGCAGCUCUUCGAUUAUAUUCAGUCGAUUACUAGCUACCUGGGACCUCCCAUUGCUGCUGUCUUCCUGCUUGCCGUCUUCUGCAAGCGGGUCAAUGAGCAGGGUGCCUUCUGGGGCCUGAUGGUUGGGCUUCUAACUGGACUCAGUAGAAUGAUUACAGAGUUUGCCUACGGAACUGGCAGCUGUGUGUCCCCUUCCAACUGCCCAUUCAUCAUCUGUGGGAUUCACUACCUUUACUUUGCAAUUAUUCUUUUUGGGGUUUCCGCCAUCGUCAUCCUGGCAGUCUCCUACAUGACUAAGCCCAUUCCUGAUGUACAUCUUUACCGCUUGUGCUGGUCUUUGCGGAACAGUAAAGAACAACGUAUUGAUCUUGAUGCAGAGGAGGAACAGAACAAAGACGAUGAAAAACAUAAGGAAUCAGUUGAGGAAAGUGAAGAACCUGGGUGCUGCAAGAAAGCAUACAACUGGUUCUGUGGCUUAGAUCAACAAAAAGGACCCAAACUGAGCAAGGAGGAAGAGGAAGCAUUGAAGCAGAAACUGACUGACACAAGUGAAGUGCCGCUUUGGAGAAAUGUUGUGAAUAUCAAUGGCAUCAUCCUAUUGACUGUGGCUGUGUUUUGCCAUGCCUACUUUGCAUAA
Opisthocomus hoazin is the source of this 1322-nucleotide messenger RNA. Lineage: Eukaryota; Metazoa; Chordata; Aves; Opisthocomiformes; Opisthocomidae. The record is from RefSeq and is a predicted model, not a curated record.